Messenger RNA from Rotaria sp. Silwood1, 630 nucleotides. The record is from the annotation of a GenBank genome assembly. Lineage: Eukaryota; Metazoa; Rotifera; Eurotatoria; Philodinida; Philodinidae.
AUGCUUAAAGGUGAAAGAAUGCUUGAAAAUCAACUAAAUACUAGAACGAUACCGUCCAUUAUUGAUUCGUUGGAUGCAUUAUUUACAGGUAUUGAUACUGAAUCUACAUAUCCUUCUGCUAUGGAUGAUAUGAGAACUAAUUUUUAUCUAUCAAAUGAUUAUCUUGGUACUUCUAAUGGACAACAUACACUUUUUUAUCAAACAAUUAGUCCGGAUCAAAUGAAUAUAAAAAAUUCAAUAUCGAGUGUUUGUUCGAUUGAUUAUUGUCAAGAACGUUCAAGAAAUUCAUUAAAGAAUACUGAUGACAUUUAUUUUAAUUCAUUUGAAUGGCAUAUCAAAGAUACAUUAACAGGAAAACUACGGUCUCCAAAAUUAGAUGAAUUUCUUCAUUUAUUACUUAAUAAUUCACGUUAUAUUUCCUAUGCAUCUUGGUUAAAUAAAGCUACAGGUUUAUUUGAAAUUCAUAAUCCAACUAACGUUAUUGAACUUUGGAAGAGAGUUAAAAAUCGAAAAUCAAAAUGUAAUUUAAAUUAUGAUAAAUUUUCACGAAGUAUUCGAUAUUAUUACAAUAAAGGAACUAUGAUUGCAACACAUAAAAGACAUACUUAUUGUUUUGCUGUAAAUAAAUAA